AUCCAGUGUGAAUGGACGAAGACGAUGAGUUCGGAGAUCUGUACACCGACGUUCUCCAGCCCUUCAAAUCCUCCGACGUUGCCCCGCCUCCGCCUCCGCCUCCGCCUCCCCCUUCCCACUCUCCGAUUGACCUCAACCUCCAUCGAGAUUCCUUCCCCCGGAAUGGAGCCGCUCCUAUUUCGAGGGUUUCCGACUCCAAAUUAACCUCUCCAGCAAUUGACAAGGACAUGAAAUUUGAUAUCGAAGACGCCGAUACUGAUGCUUUACCUGCUAUUCCUGGUCUUUCUAUGCCCGCUUCCGAAGCGGAACCGCUUCCUGCGUUGCCUACAGAUCGAAGCCCUUCAGGAAUUGGCAAGGCUAGUGAUCGGGCGAUGCGCGGACAGGGUGACGGAGAAGGAGAUGACUGGGAUAGUGACAGUGAAGAUGAUUUGCAGAUAGUGUUGAACGACAGUAGCCGAAACGGCCUGAUCGGAGCUGAGAGAAGAGAAAAUCCGGACAACGACGACGAAGACGAUGAAGAACCGCUUGUUAUUGUGACGGACACCGACCCAAACCAAGCCAUGGAGGAGCAGCUCUGGGCAGAAGAUAGUCUGCAGGCGAGGGAUGGAGACGGCAAAGAUGGAGGCGAGGUUGGGAAGUCAAGUGGAGCAGGAGGUGCGACUGCAGCCCCCAAAACUGGGUAUAUCGGUUAUGGGUAUCACCCAUUCCAUUCUCAGUUCAAGUAUGUAAGGCCAGGGGCUGGCCCAAUUCCUGGAGGUACUGCCGCACCUGCUACUGGAAUCUCCUCCUCAGGUCAAGUUCGUCCACCCGUUAAUGCAGGUUUUAUGGCUGGUCGUGGUAGGGGAGACUGGCAUCCACUGGGAAUGAAAAAUGCUUCUGUUCCACAUAAAGGCUUCCACCUGGGCUCUGGUACGCCUUGGGGUGGCCGGGGAUCUGGUGUUGGCCUGGACUUUACCCCUCCUCCUCACAAGACUAUAUUUGAGGUCAACAUUGAUGGUUUUGAGAAAAAGCCUUGGAGAUAUCCUGGGGUUGAUACCACUGACUUCUCCAACUCCGGGUUGACUGAGGAGAGCUGGAAAGAUUAUUGUAAACAGCUGGAGCAACACCGUGUAGCGACCACAGUGCAAAGCAGAAUUCACGUUUAUGAAAGCGGGAGAACAAACCAAGGGUGUGAUCCAGAUCUGCCUCCAGAGCUAGCUGCAGCAACAGGUGUUCAGGGUGUUCUUGUUGUCUGCUCGAAUCUAGUCAAACCAGACGCUAUUCAAGGUGAUUCAACGAAAGGACCUGCAUUGCCGCUACCACCUGGAAGACCAAUACUUGUGGAGGCUGGUUCUGGUGAGCGUCUACCAUCGAUUCAUGCACGUGGGCCUCGGAUUCAUGAUACAGAUGCUAUAAUCGAGACUGUCUACCAGGACUCGCAUAAGGACGAACCCUCAACUGGAAAUGGUGUGGAUCAAGCGGGCAAUAGUCUUCCUGAAGAAAAUCUAUUAGGUGAUGUUAACACAUGCUUCUCGAUUUGCUCUCCUUGGAAAUCUUCCUCCUCUCUCCCACGAAGCAAAGUUCUGAUCAGAAACCCUAGCUUCUCCUCUCGCUCCAAAAUCAUGCGACUCCGUCCCCAAAUCUUCGUCAAAUCUCCGUUCAAUCAUCAAUCCCUGGCCCUGAGAUUGGAUCCAACCCAUUCUCUCGUAACCGUAAGUGCUCUCCAUUCCUUACUCGAAUCAUCGCACCGUCAAUCAUUGUCAGAUUUCUGCUUCGUCCUCAAUGGGAAGCCUUUGGAUAUCACUUCCCGGAUCUCUGUUUCCGAGAUUCCUCCUGUCUCCACUCUCACUCUGUACCCUCGCCACCGUGCCGGCGGAGGCGACGGCGGUGCCACGGGUGCCGAGUCCCGCGACUGCUACCUCAACAUGUACGCUGAGAAGAAGCCCGAUAAGGUCGACCCGAACGAGCAGAGGCUCUCCAAAUGGCUAAACUGUGCUCUGUCGAACGAGCCUCUCACUGAGCCUUGCGUCACCGAUUUCCUCGGCAACGUCUUCAACAAAGUACCGCUGGUUGAGGCCUUGGUCUCCAAGAGGUUGCCGAAGCAAUUCUCGCACAUAAAGGGGCUCAAGGACAUGGUCAAUAUCAAAUUCACCCCAAUCACUGAUCAGUCCACCAGAGACGGUUCUAGUGCCCAGUUCCAGUGCCCGGUCUCAGGACUCGAGCUCAACGGGAAGUACAAGUUCUUGGCACUGAGGGGUUGCGGACACGUGCUUAGCGCCAAGGCCUUGAAGGAAGUGAAGUCUUCUUCCUGUUUGGUCUGCCAUACGGAUUUCACCGAGUCAGAUAAGAUACCAAUAAACGGUAGCAAGGAGGAAGUGGCCGUCUUGAGGGAGAGGAUGAAGGAGGAGAAAGCCAAGAAAGGCGCGUCGAGGAAAAGCGCAUCGAAGAAAGGCAAGAACGGUGAAAAUGCAGUGAAGCGAGGACACGAUAAUGACAAUGCCGGGGAUGGUGCUGCGGUAAAGAAGUUUAGAGCUGGGGAUAUGGCUCCGGCCAAUGCUACCAAAGAGGUGUAUGCUUCGAUAUUCACUUCAUCUAGAAAGUCGGAUUUCAAAGAGACUUACAGUUGCAGGUCACUGCCCCUCGGUCGGAAUUGAUUUGAUUUGGUGUUGAUCUCGUUUGGCUUGAGAUGUUCCGCUCACGUUUUGCUCGUUUGCUUACCAUGUAACUUCUUGCACUUUAAAAAACAACCCAUAAAUACGUGAAAUCUCUUGUUGUUCCAUUGUGUAAUAAACUCUUCUAGCGAUGAACCUGUAAUCUUCAAUCCUAAAACUGGAAAAAUUUUGUACUUUACAUGAA
This is a messenger RNA of Tarenaya hassleriana, 2835 nucleotides long. RefSeq names its product FIP1[V]-like protein. NCBI's taxonomy places the organism in Eukaryota, Viridiplantae, Streptophyta, Magnoliopsida, Brassicales, Cleomaceae. Gene Ontology annotation, biological process: mRNA processing. The record is from RefSeq and is a predicted model, not a curated record. The transcript is spliced from 7 exons. Bases 12 to 2633 code for a protein of 873 amino acids.